AUGAGUAAUAUUUUUAUUCAAAUAACUUUUCUUUUUCUAUUGCUUGUUAUGCCAGAAAUAACAAAAAGUGGUUGUAAAUCAAGUAAAGAUUCAGAAGUGAUUACUCCAAAUAUUAAUGUCUCUAGAACAACAGAUGCUUCUUCUUCUUCCUCAUACCCAAAUUUAGGAGAACGAAUUACUUGUUCUUGCGGACAAACAUUUUACGAAUGGGAGGAAGUACGAAUUGGUGAAAUUAACUUGAUUAAGAAUACAAUUAAAAUAUUUCAUGGAGCAACAGGACAGAUUUUCCAUGCUUAUUCUCAACAAACAAAUAAAUGUUUAAUUAUAAAAGAAAUUUUUUUAGAAGUGGAAGAUGAUCGAGAAAGGACAAGACAAGAAUGGAUGGCAAAUAAUGAAUUAAAUAUAUUAUUAUAUUUUAAAACAAGAAAUUUAAAUGAAAGAAUUGUUGAAAUUAUUGAUUAUGGUAAUUUAUAUGAAGAUAGAGGAAAAUGUUUUGUAAUGGAACAGGGGAAUGAAACUUUGUUUAGGUAUAUGAAUGAUGUAAAAGAUAGAUUUUCUACAAUUAAUAUAUCACCAAAUGGUACUAGUAGAAGAAUAUAUAGAGGUAGUUAUUUAUGA
Meloidogyne enterolobii is the source of this 618-nucleotide messenger RNA. The record is from the annotation of a GenBank genome assembly. Lineage: Eukaryota; Metazoa; Nematoda; Chromadorea; Rhabditida; Meloidogynidae.